Molecule: messenger RNA, 5587 nt
Organism: Physella acuta
Lineage: Eukaryota; Metazoa; Mollusca; Gastropoda; Physidae
Product: protein angel homolog 2-like
Molecular function (GO): 3'-5'-RNA exonuclease activity
Source: RefSeq, a predicted model, not a curated record
AUAAGACGAUUAGAUUUACUAAAGUUAAAAGUAGUAAGAAUAACUAGAAUAAUGUUUAGUAGGAGCAAUAAUUAGCACAUACACUUAAACUUAAAAUAAUUAGAAAUACAAAAUAGGCCUAAUUAGCAAAACAGUAUUUAAAAUGCAACUAAAAUCAAUCCUUGCACAUUUUUAAACAUUAUGUAUUAAAAAUAAUAUGGCGGCAAAUAAAUGAUGGUUUACAGUAUUUCCGGUGGUUUCCGGAACGGCUCGACAGACUACGCCAUGGUUUUCCUGUUUUUUACUGCUGUACAGUUCCGGAAUAAUAACCGACGCUAUAUCGUGAUUUUACCCAUACUUCACCCAUUGGCAUUGCCAUGAAUAUCUUAAAAUGGUACACAAACAUAGCACAUUCAAUAUUCCAAAUUUGGAUUUUUCUUAAGUUUUGACUGAAGUAAAUUAUCAAAAACUAAAACAAAACUUCAUAAAGAAAUAAGCCCAAUGUUUUCCUAAUGUGUUUGUGUGUUUUGGUUGUGUUUAUAAUAAAAUACGCUCAACUGGAGGUGAACGUGAACCGGGGAAUAAAAUACGCUAAAAUGGAGUUUUACCCUGGCCUAACAUAACUGUUGAAAACUACUCAUAGUAGUAGCCUUGGCUUGGGGUAUGUGAAGAACUCGCUUAGACUUACGGCUCGGUAAUCUCCGGAUAUAAUAAAGUGUCAGUUAUUAACAUUAAAAUUUCAAACAAGGUCGUAGUCCAUCACGCCACUUCUGGAAUCCACACUGAGUAGUGAAAACCAUUUUUGAUGUUGCUUGCCACAGAGGUGCAUGUUCAGCAAACGUGAGAGUGCCGCUGUAUGAAGACAUGGAGGGGACAACCACAAAAGCUGAGGCUAGUGGUGCCAAAUUCAAGAAUCACUUCUUUGCUGCUGAGACUGAUUCCAACACCCGCCCAAAAAUACAUGCCAGUGAAAGUGAAAGAGGGACCAUAAAGUUUUCACUUAAACCAGCCAAGUAUGGAGUUAAGAAACAACCACCAGCUGUUAAUACAGUAACAGAAAAAACAAGCAUUCAUGUAGCCAGUGCAGUAAGUUAUGUGCGUUCUGUUGCUUCUGAAAUGAGUGUUAUUUCUGAACAAAAGACUAGGAUUGUUGACGGUCCAGGGCUAAAGAAAAGCCACACAUCUGAUAAGGCAUACAGCAGUUCAUUUUCCAGCUCUAAAUGGAAGCAAACAACUGUUGAGAAAAAGGGCUCCUCACCGAUAAAAACAACAGAAGUGACCAAAGAUUUGUCUGAAAACUAUAUAAGCUCUUCGUCACCUGUUAAGGCCAGUAAUAAAAAUCGAGAUCAGUAUCAUGUUUCUGAGAUUGGUGUUACCUCUGAGAAAAGUCUUGCUGAUGGCCCUAAACACCAACAACAUGACAGACCAAAAAGGUCCAGAUCUUUUUUUAGCCCCGAUGAAAAAUCUGUCAGUCAAAAGAAGCAUGUUAUAGAGAGAUCAGAUCAGUAUGUGUCUACAAACUAUCACAGGAGUUUGUUUAAACAAACUGAGGCAACGUACACAUCAGCAAGUGAAACUUUGCAAUCUACUUCAGAAAACUGUGAGGGGUUAUAUAAUUACUCUAACCAAGGGGAAAGAACAUUGAAUACAUCUGAAUCAUCAAGAAAUACUUGGCAGUAUUCAGAGCAUGUUCAGAACAAUGAUGAUUUUAAAAUCUCAGAAGGAAAUAAUCCCAUUUCUGACAGAGAGCAUGAUAAGAAGAAAAAAAAGAGGCGUACAAAGCCACCUAAAGGUAAGAUAAACCCCUGCAUAGAUGGUAUGUCAGCAGCUGACAUAAGAGACUAUGUCAGCUGUAAUGCUAUUAGUUAUGGUUCGGAGUUUGUAGAUUAUCGCUCUACUGGUGAAUUCGCAAAUGCCAUACCAGUAUCUCAGUUUUAUGCUGGGUACCAGAAUUCUGGAGAUAAUGAAACAACCUCUCUAGUUGGUGGUGAUUUUGAAACAUCUCCACAUCAGCAUAGUGAUAGUGUUAUCUUAUCUUAUAAUGAUGAUGAUGUAACCAGUAGCCAGAAUACUGGAUUAAAUCAAAUGUUGUCAGGAAACAAUGAAAAAGUCUAUGAGAAUUCUUUUCAUAACAUGGAAGAACAGAAUAGUGUUCUAAACAUGGUCCCACAACAGGGUGAUAAGCCUCUUCAACACCAACAGCAUUUUAAAACUCAGAAAUCUUAUCAGCAGCAGCGACCUUUUCAGCCGCAGCCGCUUCUUCAACCACAGAAAUCAUUUCAAAAUCAGCCGUCUUUUCAACAUCAGAAAUCUUAUCAACAGCAACAACCUGGUCAGCAACAGCAGGAUAUACACCAGCAACUUGUUAAAUAUCUGCAGUCUCUUCAAAGUCCGCAGCCACGUCAACCCCAGCCACUUCUUCAAAAUCAAAGACAGCAGCAACAAAUUAAUCAACAGGCUGCUCAACUUCUGCAACUUUGUCAACAACAGCUGCAGCCUACUAAACUGCAGCAGCAUGUUAGUAAUCAGCAGGCAAUGCGUCAUUUGCGUGGUCAGCAUCAGCAAACUGUUAAUUAUCAACAGUCUAUGCAGCAUCGACCACCUGUCCAACAUCAACAACCACCUGUUCAGCAUUCAUUGGGCAAUGUCAAUAAUAAUUUAAAAAAUUUCCAGCAACAAAUCGUUUCACUAUGUGCUGCAUCGCUGCUGCGUGCCUCCAUGUUACAUUCCCCUGGGGCCUCGUCUAGUGUCCCACAGCGGCCAUCAUUACCAAAAUAUGGGUACACGAACACCAAUCAACAGACUGCAACCAACCAACAUCUGAACCUCCCCAGAACUGGCCAGUCUGUGAAUAAUGUCAGUCAGUUGUUACUUCAAAGUGUGUUAGGUGCCACUCAGAGGACAGGACCAAGACAGCAAUUCUCUCCCUUUAACCGCCAAAUUCCUUCUCUUCUGCAAGGUCUGGACAAUGCCAAUUGUUUUAGCAAUCAAACCUCUGGGCUAUUGACCAGCCAGAACCAGAGCUUCCAUAGCACAUCGCCUGUAAACGCAAGUAAAUCACCAGACCCUACUGUGUCAGAAGUAGACAAUACGUCAGAGCUGACUCACAGGAAAUGGGAAUAUGUUGGUAGUCAGGACAGCUCUAGGACAGGCAUGGAGUUCACUGUCAUGACCUACAACAUCCUGUCCCAGGAACUGCUGGUUCAGCACCCCUACCUGUACAGAGAGUGUAGAGAGAGAGACAUCGACUGGGCCAACAGGUGUUCUCUGUUGAUACGCCAGAUUCUCACACAUAAUGCUGAUAUCAUUUGCUUACAAGAAGUGCAGGAGGACCACUGGCAUCACGACAUUCUGCGACCCCUGGUCAAAAAUGGGUACAAAGGUGUGUAUAAGAAAAAAGUGGAUGACAAAGUGGACGGCUGUGCGAUACUAUACAAGCAUUCCAAGUUCCGUCAGCUAAACUUCAUUCCAGUGGAGUUCAAGCGUGGUGGGAUACUUGACAGGGACAACGUUGGCAUCAUCCUGCUGCUCCAACCCCUGCAGGCAGGCAGAACCUGCCAGAAAAUCUGCGUGGCCACCACACACCUUCUCUUUAACCCCAGGAGAGGGGACGUUAAGCUAGCCCAGCUGAUGGUGUUCUUGGCGGAGAUUGAUAAGUAUGCACAUGAAACACAUAAAAAACUUGAUAAGCCAGGCACUCAUUCUGGAUCUGCAUCAACAAGUCAACCAGAGGCUUUAAACUACUGCCCCAUCAUCCUUUGUGGGGAUUUCAACUCAACGCCGGCCAGCGAUCUCUACGACCUAAUCAUCCGGGGCCACCUGAAGUACGAAGGGUUGGCAUCCAGGUCUGUCUGCGGUCAGGAGGAAGGAGCGGAGGGUGGAAGGGGGGCCAUGCUACGUAAAGCCUUGCUGCCCCAGGAACUUGAUAUCACCCAGGGUUGUCAGUACAUGUCGGUGGUCAAAGAAAGAUCCCUGGAGGCGGAGAUACACCCAGAGCGCUUGAAGGUGAACUCAGGGGAAAUAUUCCACAAGAUGAACUUCAUCUCAGUGUACCCACACCAUAGGUCAAACCGUGAUGAGAUCACUACUUACCACAGCAAGUCAUCAGCUGUUGUGGACUACAUAUUUUACUCGAAUCAGAACAUGGAGCAAGUAGAAAAGGUUGACGAUGGUGGGGGUCAUAGGUUACCUGCUGCCCCUGAGCCCUUGACUCUGCUGGCCAGGUACAAGUUGAUGAAUUACAAGCAUGUGCGAAGAAUUGGGUUUUUCCCAAACUCUAUUUUCCCUUCUGACCACUUGUGCCUUAUUGCCAGAUUUCUACUUAGAACUUUUAUUUACUUGUGAUCAGUUACUUCUCUAUAGUAAUUGCAGAAGGAUGUGUUAAUGGUGAUUAAUUUUGUGAUGGUACAACUACCAGAGAUUCUACAAUAGUACUAAUUUUGUAAAUAUGGGAGACAUUUGUUUUUAGUUUGCAUUCUUUGUUAUAGAGCUUCCUUAAAAUAUUUAUCCAAAUGUUUUCUAUGAGCUGUGGUGUGAAACGUUGACAAUCUAUGCAAUUUUAUCAAAACAUUCAGAAGGGGUGGCUUCUGGUUUAUACAUGUCACCUGUACAGGGUUCCUACUUAUCACAUUACACAUGUAUUUUUAAGGUUGGCUUUUCUGAGUGUAAUGAAUGGUUUGAUUUGUAUAUAUAGUUGAUAGAAUGUGUACAGACCCUUGUUUUCUGAUGAUUGUAUUUGGAACUUAUUUUAUGCGUAUAAGAUGUUGGUAGUUAUGUAUUUGGAACAUAUUUUAUAUGUAUAAGAUGUUAGUAGUAUGCAUACAGGGCUUCGUUUCUGGAAAUGUCAAGUACAUGAUAUAUAUAUCAUCCCGAUAGUAUGUGCUUCUUGACUAAAUGUGUUUUGAAUGUAUAUAUGCUUAUGAUGUUGAUAGUAUGUGAAUGGGGGACAUACUAGAUACAUAUAUCAUUGUGAUGGUAAUGGUUAGUGUAUAGGGCAUCCUACUGGGUGUUUAUGGUGGACAUACUAGAUACAUACAUCAUGCUGAUGGUGUGUGUGUAUACGGUAUCCUAACUGGGUGUGUUUGGAACAUUUAUGUAAUAGCUGGUGUACUUGAGUCACAUAAUUUGUGUACAACAAAUGUAUGGCCAUUGAACUCAGUUGUCAGCUAAUACACCACAUUCAUCCCUUUUCAUUUGAUUUUAUUGUAUUUCAUAUUAAAAAUAUUUGGACAAAUGACACUAAAAAACAGAUAAUUGAUUUCAUGACUUUUUGAAUUUUUGAUAAAGUGCUUCUAACAGAUCUUUGAUUUCAUGACUUUAACAAGCACUUCUAUAAUGUUUAAAUAAUUUUUAAUAACAAUGUUUAAAAUGUAAUUUCUAUCAUAAAAAUUAUUAGAACGAAAUUUAAAAUAAACCGCUUCUAUCAAAACAUGCUUUGACUAUCAGAGCUAAUGUAUAAAAUGGCUGUGUACAUAGAGGAGGUUGCUGUCCCUGAUUGAACCUGUUGAAGAAAGUGUUGACUUUAUUUUUACUAUUGCUGUUUAUUUUUUCUUUUAAUAAAAGUUAAGAACUGUUACAUGAAGGUUGGCUGGCAGCUGUAUCAGAUAAU